This is a messenger RNA of Cryptomeria japonica (Japanese cedar), 3724 nucleotides long. RefSeq names its product transcription factor bHLH122. The coding region runs from base 1171 to 2868 and encodes 565 amino acids. The record is from RefSeq and is a predicted model, not a curated record. Gene Ontology annotation, molecular function: protein dimerization activity; DNA-binding transcription factor activity, RNA polymerase II-specific; RNA polymerase II cis-regulatory region sequence-specific DNA binding. Gene Ontology annotation, cellular component: nucleus. The transcript is spliced from 7 exons. Lineage: Eukaryota; Viridiplantae; Streptophyta; Pinopsida; Cupressales; Cupressaceae. Gene Ontology annotation, biological process: regulation of transcription by RNA polymerase II.
UAUUUUCUGACGGAUUGCGAGGCAUUUAUUGUGUAAGGUUCGAUCUGGAACCAAACUUUGCGGGCUUUUUGGGAAAGAGAGGAAAUUAAUAGGUACAGCUAAACUUUUAUCGUAACGAGGCGUUGAUUUGCUUAGUUUGUGGUGGAAAAUGCAAAUUAGAGUAUUUAAAUUUAGAGUUUUCAGAGUACAAAAUAUGUGUGUUCAGUUUGCUGUUUGUUAUCUCUUUUUUCUUUAUGUGGAGAUUAUGUCAGGCGUGACAGUUAACUCACAGGAGUAAAGCCGUCUUUGAAGACAUGGCACAAAGUUUCCGGUUUUGUUUAUGAAUUUGCGUUUGCAAGAGGUUUUCGGUUUUACUUGAAAAAAAAUUCCGUUUUACUUGAAUUUGUCAGGCUUUGCUGUUGAUCGGAGUAAAGAAAACAGUAAAUAGUAGACAUAGCUCGCAAGAAUCGGGGAUUUUUUUCUUUUUAAAUUGAAGCGACCGUGAUUUUGUACGGAAAAGAAAAUUUUAUGAUAUUUCUGGGAAGUGGACGGUUGCUUUGGGCCCGUGCAAGGACUGGAGGUUCGGGCCGAUAAUUUCUUGCUAUCUUUAUCCUCAAACCUGGCGGGGGAUAUCUUUAGUGGAAAUUUAUGCGAGGAGCUUUGAGAAAAUUUGUCGGUUAAGUGGGAGAUAGGAAUAGAUUUUUCUACUGUUUGAGAGACGGAUUGAAUCUUUAUACUGUGGGAGAAGGUGAAGAAUAUUUGUAGCAUCAGAAAGGAGGAUUGUUAGUGAGAAUCAUAUGUCUUGUCGCCUUAGUUGCUUUGAGGGUUAUUGAAAUUAUCAAAGCAGGACAAAAUAUCAAAUCUGAAUUUCUUGUCAUUUCUGGAUCUGAUGCAAUUGCUAUUGAUGAAAUUUGUUGUUUCUUUCGAAUUGGGAACUUGCUGAAACAUUUGAUUCUUCGAAUUCAUGGCGAAAGCGAGUAAUUUGAGAAAGGAAAAGGCUCCUUUUGAGCGGCGUAGGAAAGUUUGCUGUUGAGAGAUACAUGGUUUGGCUGAAUUGCAAUAUAUGUGUGGAGGUUUUCGUCUUUUGAUGCAUACUGUGACUGUAAUCUUUGGAGGAUGAACAAGUUUCUGACAGCAAGGGACAUCUCCUUCUGAAUUAUCAAAUCCUCUGGUUCAAGAUCACCUACAGAAAUGUAUAAUGCUCAAUCAUUUACUGUUGGCACAAACUCACCAUCAACUAGUCUUGGUCGCUCCACUUCAAAUGGAAGACAGAUGGUUUUCUCACAGGGAAGCACAGAUUUCCAGAAGGCGCAACAAAUGUUUCAAGUUCAACAGUUAAGAAAACAAGAGUUAAACGAAUUUGAUUGCAAGUCCUCUGAUUGUAAUACUUCUGGUUCGGCUUCUAUGAUAGCACCAAUAGCGUGUUGCAUGCCAGAAAAUUUCCAGGCAUCAACAGGUUUGAUGCGCUAUCAUUCAGCCCCUGGCUCAUUUCUUGCAACACUAGCAAACAAUGGUAAUGAUGCUAUGCCUCAUGUUUCUGGAUCCAGACUUGACAAUGGGUUGUCUCAAAUCCUCUCCAAUGAUUCAGCGCUUACAUCAGAAUCCAACUCUGGAGUAAUGAAGCACAAGGACUCUAGCCAAUCUAGCAACAUACAACAAGAGACGCACUCCAAAAACCAAGAUGAUUACUCGAGAAUGACUGUUCAUAACACCUCUCACCUGGGUAGGAGUACAAGUAAUGUUGCAGAGGAGAAUAUGAGCAAAAACAGUCAACUUGCUACAAUACUUGAGAAUGGGGUAGAUGUCUCUAGAAGCAGCUUUUGUGGUUCUCCGAUGUCAAUAAUGUGCCAAGCACAAGGAACUCGGCCUGGAGAGCAGCUUGUAAAUGCUACUUAUAAAUGUGAUCCUCUUCUCUAUGACAGUCUUAAUUCAUCAGGCGAAACACCAGGUAGCCUAACUUCAGUGGCAAAAAAUAGCCUUAUUCGGCACAGUAGCUCACCCGCAGGAGCCCUGUCUCAGGUUACUUCUAAUGCAACGCUUAUGGCUGAAAGUGGUUAUUUGGAAAGAGCCGUGACGAGUGGUAACAUGGGAAUGACAGCGCUUGCUUCUGUUAAAAGCUCAGGUGGUAAUUUGGUUGCAUCAAAUAGGCUGAGUCACCACAUGAACUUUCUGCGACAAAGUAGCUCUCCUGCUCAGCUAUUGAAUCAGCUAAACAUGGAUAUGGAUAUCCCAGAAAUUGUGGACAAGUUCAGCAUGAAUGUUGAUGGCUCUUCUGCAGAGUGCCUUGUUAGGUGUAGCUCAGAGGCGUCCAGAUUAAGCAAUGCAGGGAGAAGCCAAGGAUAUAUUCCAAGCAUAUCAAGUGGAUCUUGGGAGGAUGGAACAAUGCUUUCUGGAAACUAUGAAGGUAUUCAAAAUCAUGGAAGGAAGCGUGGAAGAGAUAUAGACGAGAAAAUGAUAAGUGGUCUUCAUUUACCAGAAAAACUAAAGGGUGAGGCUGGGAGUAAUUCUGUCUCAGCAUUAGGCAAUCAUCAUUUUGGCUUAUUCAAAUCAACAUCUGCAGAAAUGGCCAUGGAGAAACUUUUGGAAGACUCUGUUCCUUGCAGGAUCAGAGCAAAGCGAGGAUGUGCAACACAUCCCCGAAGUAUUGCAGAGAGGGUGAGAAGAACGCGUAUCAGUGACCGUAUGAGAAAAUUGCAGGAGCUUGUGCCAAAUAUGGACAAACAAACAAACACAGCGGACAUGCUCGAUGAGGCUGUUGAAUAUGUUAAGCUCCUUCAGAAGCAGGUUCAGGAGCUUUCUGAGAAACAAAAAGAAUGUGACUGUGCCUCCAGAAAACAGCAUAUGUUAACAAAACAUGGGCUUGUUGAAGAGGAAGGAGUUCAGAUCUGAGUAAAGCCUUAAUAAUGCAUCCUUGCCCAUAUCCAGGCCGGUGUAGUGCCCUAUUAUUAACGAGACUCCAUUAUACUUUCUACUGAUUCUUAAGAGGGUACCUAUAGAAGUAUAAUUCCCUUGUUAUGUACGAGGUUCCAUUGUCACUCUGGAUUAAGUUCUUUGGAUUUCCUUAACAAAUUUCUGGAGUGCCUCUACAUCUAAAGUAUGCUUUGUCUUUAAUAUCAAGUUCGAUUCACAAGGUUCUCUGCUCUGUAUGGUCCAAGCCUACAAUCUUAUGUAGAAACAAGUUCUUGCACAUGCAGGCUGUGUAAUUCUUCCAAUGAUAUUAGCAUAUCCUUUUGUGGCAGGAUUAGCUUGUCUUAAUUCUUCCACUCCAUUUGCUCAUAUAUUGGUAAUUAUUAUCAGGUUUCAGACCAAGAAGCUGUCAGUAUAUACUGACAACUUCUUUACCCUCUUUGCUAAUAAUGAAACUGUACACUACUAUUAUCUCAACUGCUCAGGUUUACAGAUAUCGAUUGGAUAUCAAUGCCCCUGAAGUUCCAUUAUGGAUCUGUCAACAAAGUGGGUGCAGUGAAUUGUCCAAAUUUCCAUAUGGGGAAUACUUUCAAUAUUGAAGAUAUGUAUGUAUACAAGCUAUAAAGCUACCUACCAAUGUAUGGUAGCAACAGGACUAAUUCACUCUCUUGAGGUUCUGCUUUGGCAGGCAGUGCACUAAAUUGUAAAGUUUAGUCUACAUCGGAGAAAGCUUUUCAAUAUUUUAGAUUGUUUACAGCUAUGACACCCAUGGUAAUCCAUGUGCUUGUAAAAAUGAUUUUCUUUUGGAAUUAAUUUAAGAGAAGCAAGUGUUUGUCAA